Molecule: messenger RNA, 3010 nt
Organism: Poecile atricapillus (Black-capped chickadee)
Lineage: Eukaryota; Metazoa; Chordata; Aves; Passeriformes; Paridae
Gene: LGR6
Product: leucine rich repeat containing G protein-coupled receptor 6
Exons: 18
Coding region: 1-2952 (983 amino acids)
Biological process (GO): G protein-coupled receptor signaling pathway
Cellular component (GO): membrane
Molecular function (GO): protein binding; protein-hormone receptor activity; G protein-coupled receptor activity
Source: RefSeq, a predicted model, not a curated record
AUGCCUCCCCUUGCCUGGCUUCAUCCUCCCCGCAGCGGGACCUGCCGGGGAUCCCGAGCCGAUCCCCGCAGCCGGGAGAGGAUGAUGAGCACCCUCCUCCUGUGGGGAAUCCUCCUGGGGUGCUGUGCCCUGUGCCAGCCCGUGCCUGGGGAGCCCCCCGCAGCCCCCUGCCCACCGCAGUGCCACUGCGAGCAGGAUGGCAUCGUGCUCUCGGUGGAUUGCUCCGAGCUGGGGCUUUCGGAGGUCCCUGCCAAGCUGAGCCCUCGCACCGCUUACCUAGACCUGAGCAUGAACAACAUCAGCCAGCUGCAGCCCAGCGCGCUCCGGCACCUGCGCUUCCUGGAGGAGCUACGCCUCUCUGGAAACCAGAUCUCCAGGAUCCCAGGGGAAGCUUUCUCUGGCCUCUACAGCCUGAAGAUUCUGAUGUUGCAGAACAAUCAGCUGAGCCGCAUCCCUGCAGAGGCACUGAGAGAUCUUCCAAAUCUCCAAUCUCUACGCCUGGAUGCAAACCUCAUCUCCGUGGUGCCCGACAGCAGCUUUGAGGGGCUGCUCUCCUUGCGUCACCUGUGGCUGGACGAUAACGCCCUGACGGAGAUCCCCGUGCGAGCCCUGAACCACCUGCCAGCGCUCCAAGCCAUGACCCUGGCCCUCAACCACAUCUGGCACAUCCCCGAUUUCGCCUUCCAGAACCUCAGCAGCCUCGUGGUGCUGCACCUGCACAACAACCGGAUCCAAAGCCUGGGAGCCAACGGCUUUGAUGGGCUGCACAGCCUGGAAACCCUGGAUCUGAACUACAACGAGCUGCUGGAAUUCCCCGGGGCUAUCAGGACACUGGGACGACUGCAGGAGCUUGGCUUUCAUAACAACAACAUCAAAGCUAUUCCAGAGAACGCAUUCAUUGGGAAUCCCCUCCUUCAAACAAUCCAUUUUUAUGACAAUCCCAUCCAGUUUGUUGGACAGUCUGCUUUCCAGUACUUGCCAAAGCUCCACACUCUGUCACUCAAUGGAGCAACGGACAUCAGGGAAUUCCCAGACCUUAAAGGCACCACCAGCCUAGAAGUUUUGACCUUGACCCGGGCAGGCAUCCAUUUCCUCCCCAGAAGGAUGUGCCAGCAGCUGCCCAGCCUCCGAGUCCUAGAGCUGUCACACAACCAAAUCGAGGAGCUGCCCAGUUUCCAUCGGUGCCAGCAGCUGGAAGAGCUUGGUCUCCAGCACAACAAGAUCCAGGAGAUCAGAGCAGACACCUUUGUGCAGCUGAUGGCCCUGCGCUCCAUAGACCUGAGUUGGAAUUACAUCCAGUUCAUUCACCCAGAAGCCUUUGUGACCCUGCACUCCCUCACCAAGCUGGACUUGACUGACAACCAGUUGGUCACGCUGCCCCUGGAUGGUUUGGCUGGACUGACCCAUCUGAAGCUCCAAGGCAACCCAGCUCUCUCUGAGCCCUUCACCAAGGAGAGCUUCCCCAAAAUGAGAGUCCUGGAGGUGCCAUAUGCCUACCAGUGCUGUGCCUACGGGAGCUGCAGCAGCUUCUUCAGGGUGUCCAGCCAGUGGGAGGCAGAAGACAUGAGCCCUGAGGAGGAGGAUCCCCACAGGAGGACCUUGGAAUUGUUCCCAGGUCACCCUGAUAACCACUAUGACCUAGAUGCAGAUGAUCUUCAACUGGAGCUUGAGGAAUCGAAGCUGCAUCCCACUAUUCAGUGCACACCAAGCCCUGGUCCCUUCAAGCCCUGUGAUCACCUGUUUGAGAGCUGGAUCAUCCGCCUGGGAGUCUGGCUCAUCGUUGUGGUCUCGGUGCUCUGCAAUGGGCUGGUGAUCCUGGCUGUCUUUGCUUCCCCCAGCUACCUGUCCCCAGUGAAGUUCCUCGUGGGCUCCAUCGCUGGGGCCAACAUGCUGACGGGCAUCUCCUGCAGCAUGCUGGCCCUCGUGGACACCCUCACCUACGGCCACUUUGCCCGAUACGGCACCAGGUGGGAGACGGGUGCGGGCUGCAGGGUGACAGGGUUCCUGUCUGUGCUGGCCUCCCAGGCUGCCAUCUUCCUGCUGACCCUGGCUGCUGUGCAGUGCAGCCUCUCAGCCUCCUGCGUGCGGGGCUACGGAAAGUCCCCGUCCCUGGGCAAGGUCAAGGCUGCUGCCUGCUGCUGCCUAUUGCUGUCCUCUGUGGCUGCCCUUCUGCCUCUCUUCUCCAUUGGGGAAUACGGAGCGUCCCCUCUCUGCCUCCCAUACCCCAUCCCAGAGGGGAAACCCACCACCCUGGGCUUCACUGUGGCCUUGGUGAUGACAAACAUGCUCUGCUUCCUGACUAUCACCGGCACCUACAUCCGACUCUACUGCAACCUGCUGAAGGGGGAGUUCAGCGCUGUCUGGGACUGCGCCAUGGUCAAGCACGUGGCCUGGCUGAUCUUCACCAACUGCCUCCUCUACUGCCCAGUGGCCUUCCUCACCUUCUCCUCCACCCUCAAUCUCUUCCUUAUCACCCCAGAGGUCAUCAAAUCCAUCUUCCUUGUGGUCCUGCCCCUGCCUGCCUGCCUCAACCCCUUGCUCUACCUGCUCUUCAACCCCCACUUCAGAGAUGACUUCCGCCUGCUGAGGCAGAAGGGGCAGGACAAGAGCAGCUUCCCCCAGUCCUGCAGGGCUGAUGAGAUGGAGAAAAGCUCCUACGACUCCACCCAGGCUCUGGUGAACUUCUCCGACAUCGACGGCGUGUGUGAGACACCUGAUUCCCUGGGAGUGCGCCCCAUCCUUGACAGCUACAGCUUCCGCUCCAUGAGGCUCAUCCCCUGCCAGCAAAGGGUGGGCACCAGGGGGAAGGAGAGAGGCUGCUAUGAGCAUUGUCCCUGCCUCAAUGACAGUGAGGCGCUGAUAAGUUCAGAGAGCCGAGAUCUGUCUGGCAGCAGCCUCCGGAUAACCUUCUUCCCCUCCCCACCCACACCGCCCUACACGUCUCACUUAUAAACCUCCGUGGAGCAGCCGUGGGAACGGCCCCACAGCGCCUGCUGAGGGCCAACACCAG